GCGGCGACGAUGCUCUCAACUCGUUCUUCUCCGACAUUUGCGCCGGCAAGCACGUCUCCCAAUGCGCGAUGGUCGAACUGGAGCCCAUUGGGGUCGAGGAAGCACGCGCGGGCACCCACCGUCAGCUGUUCCACCCUGGGCAGCUCAUCUCCAGGAAAGAGGACGCCGCAAACAAUUUCGCGCGAGGGCAUUAUAUCAUCGGCAUGGAGGUCGUCGACCUCGUCCUCGAUCGGAUCAGGAAGUUGGCCGACAGCUGCACUGGCCUGCAGUGCUUUUUGGUCGACAAUGCCGCCAGCGGAGGCACUGGCUCCAGACUCCGCUGCCUGAUGCUGGAGCGCUUGUCUGUGGAUUACGGGAAGAAGACGAAGGUGUCUUGCGCCGUGAGGGCGUGCCCGCAGGGCCACAACAUCCGAGACGUGGUCACAGAAAACGCCAGGAACCACACGGGCUGGACGCGGCGCCUGCUGAUUUGUGGCAAGUGCCAUGGAGCCUGGUGGGGCGAUGCGACCGCCAACGUGGCUUGCCCCUGCCACGCAUGGAAUGACCUGGCAAACGACAAGCCCAGAGCAGACGCUGGGGGCUUCACGGCGGCGGAGAAGGAACGCAACAAGGUCAUGCGCCGCGCCAUGGUGAAGGCUGCGUGGGGCCCUGGGCAAGAUGUUGCUGACCGCCGAGGCCCGGGGUACUCGACGUGGCUGGCGGCGCGCUGUGGCUUGCACAAGUUGGACCGCCUUGAGACGGCCACGAGGAAAACCGUAAGGAAGAGGCAGAAACACAAGGACAAGGAGCUGGAAACGCUGGGGGUCUUUCUGGGGGCCAUCAAUGUCGCCAGCUGGUCUAAGCAUGGCCUGGCGGCUCUCCGGGCGGCCGGCGCGCGCGGCGCCGACGUCGCGUUUGUCCAGGGGCACAAACUCACGAGGCAAGGAAUGCGCACGGCGCAGCGGCUGGCUGCAAGGAGGAGCUGGCACCCCGUAGAGGGCACGGUGCUAGCCGAGACUCAGGGCAGGAAUGGCCGCGAUUGGCACAAUUACGGCGGCCUCGCGUGCGCCGCGAGGGGCACAUGGAGAGCUGAACGGCUGUGGCAGAGGAGGGAGAUAGGAGGAGAGGUUGCGGUCUUUCGCGCGCGCAGUGGCAGGCAGAUGCUGCGCGUGGGGGUCGUGCAUCUCCGGCGCAAUAGCCUGGUCCAGGCGCGCCGAGGAUUGCUCCUGGGUCUGCGGGAGUGCCUCGCCGGGCUCGGAGGUGCAGCUGUGCUCGGCGGCGACUGGAAUGUGGAGGCCUCGGGGGGCAUCCUCGGCGUUUUGAUUGGGGGUGGCCAGUGGCAGCCCGCAGUGCCGCAGUCGCCCACGAUGGCAGGAAGCAGCGAUGCCAGGAAUGACUACUUCCUGGUCCAGGGCGCGGUUGUCGGCGACGCAGUGGCGCACCGUGACCGGAUUGCGGACCACAGGUUGGUCACGAUGGGGCUCAAGGCGUGGGCCGAGGAGGAGACCGAGGUUUGGGCUUGGCGGCGCGCGGCGAGAUAUGGCGUCAGUACCAGACCACGCGCCAACAUGGACGAUGAAGACGACGGCUGGCUCGCGAGCGCCCGGCCGCCUCGUAGUCAAGGAACGGGCUACAAGGGAGACCGACACCCGGCGCACCGGCAGCGCCCGGAGAGCCAAAAGGCGGGCUCCGUGCAGGCGCGGCGCGAGAGGCAGCCGAGGGAACUCAUCGCCGCGUCGGAAGCCGUGCAGGAGCGAAGGGGGCCGCGGGCGCGUGACGGAGCGACCCAGGCGCCAUCGCGAAAGAGGGCGUACCUUCGGCGGAAACUUGGGCUGCCGCGGGCCGUUGGACCAGAUGGCGCAGAGGACCUGCGCGGGAAACUGCGGGAAGCAGUGGAGGUCAGCAGGGGCGAAAGGAUCAAAGUGUGGCGCGAGAGUAUACGUGAGGACAACAUGCGGAAGCGGACGUACAAAUUGAUUAGGAAUCCGGCGCAGAGCUGUGGAGCCGCCGUGCACGACGCGACCGAGCAGAGACAGUAUUCGGGCCAAGCUGCGGUGGAGAAGCUCCGUAGUUUUUAUCGCGGCCAUUUCAGUAGCGCAGGGUCUGGGAACCAGCCCGAGGAGUACAUGCUGCACUACGCAGAGGAGGUGGAGGAGGCGAAGGAGAAAAUCCAGCAGGCGGCGGCGCAGGAGGAUCGCCAUCAUCAGCACAUCUACGCCAUGAUCGGCCACAGUGAUUUGCGCUGGGGAGCCCCAUCAGCAGGCAGCGCGCGGCGGCUUUUGAAGAUGAUGGCAGGCGCCGCGGCUGGCCAAGACAAGUGGUUAGCGAGCGAGCUGCUCCCACUGCCAGACCUUGCUUACGAUGACCUGGUGGAGUUGCGCCUCGACUUCGAGGCGGGGGGCUGGCCCCCGAGCCUCAAGAGGUGGAGGCAGACCCACGCCCCGCAGGAGAGCGACAGCGCCCCGAAAGUGGACCGCAUGAGGCCCAUCGUCAUUGCCAGCACGGUGGUAAGAAUGUGGCACAAACACCGAGCAGAGCAGAUCGCAGAGUUCCUGGAGCCGGCUUUCGAGGCGGACCAAGCUGGCGGCCUGCGCCAGAGGGCGCUCGAGGGGCUCCUGGAGGGCACGCUGACGGAGGUCGAACAAACGAUUGUCGCCAGCAGGGUCGCGGGCACCCCUGCCUACGACCUCCUGAGCGAAGACGACAAGCAGAGAGUGGACAACAAGAAGGGCGCCCUCUACGGCUCCUCCUGGGACUUCGAGAGCGCCUUCGACAGGACGGGUCCAGCGAUUGUAGGACGCAUCUGGAAAGAGUGUCGCGUGCCCCAUGGCAUCGUGGAUGGCAUCGUGGACAUGCGGUGCAACCAGGAGCGGUGGCUUGAGAGUGCCGGCCUAGCCGCUAGUGAGCCCAUAGCGGUUUCACGGUCGUUGCCGCAAGGAGACCCUGGCACUGCCAGCAUGCUUGGCAUGGCCACCGUGCUCAUGCCGCCGACGCGCCGCAUGAAACGGAGGGUGGCGACGGCCACGUGCUGCGUGCACGCCGACGACCGCGCGGCCUGCGCGAGGAGCCUGGACGACAUGCAGGAGGUGGAACGGCACUGGGGGGAGCUGGAGCAGCUUACGGCGCUGCGGACGCACCCGGGCAAGACCCAGCGGUUCGUCGUCUCCGCGGACGCGCGCGACGCCGGCGAGGACCGCGGCGCCGACAGAGGCCAGGAGGAGGGGCAGGGCACGGAGGAGGAGCUGGCAUGGCAGAGGCUGGUGGAGGUGACGGACAGUUGCGGCCCGACGCGCUGCCUGCAGCGACACGUAGAAGCAAUGGGCUUCCACAGGGACACCCACGCGGCCGAUUGGAAGCAUGGCGAGAGGCACUUGCACAUAGACGACCGCAGGGGCAGAGCGGCGCACGUGCUCCGCGUGGCCUGGCGGCAGGGGCGUUGGGGCGCCUUCAAGGCCCAAGGGGCGACGAGACGAGACAGCAGAUUAGCUGUGGAGGAAGGCGUCGCCUUCGAUGAAAGAGCCUUCCACGUCGCGACGGAAGUGCUGCAGUUAGGCGCGCUCGGCAGCCAUGCGUCGGCCGUGCUCGCCGGGGCCUUGUGGAGCGAUGCCAGGCUGGAUGUGGCGAUGGGCAGAGAGCCGCGCCCGCGCCGCGAUUGCCCGAGCGGCGAGGUGCCAGACGUAGUCCACCAUUGGUGGCGCUGCGACAGGUGGGCCGGCCGGAGGAGAGGUAUUGCCACGCCGCGGAGCGCGCUGGCCAGACGGAUGGGAUGGCCGGAGGAGGCGCUCCAGGGCGCAGACGCCCGCCGGGCAUGGGGGAAGCAGCUCGAGUACAUGGCUGGCGUGCGCCAGAGCCUCGUCGAGGACCGCUACCGCGGAGCACGCGUCUUCAGAUCGAGCGCGAGGUUCGCGAGGCUCGCGGGCCCGGGCGAGGAUCUUCGAGCCCGGAACGUCACGAUCGCGACGUGGGCCGCGCGCCUGCUGCCAGUUGGCGAGGGCUGUCAGGAGAGGCCAUUCGAGGUCAUUGCCUUCGCAGCGAGCCAGAAAUGGGGCGCGGUGCGUUUGAUGCGCGGGGAGGUGAACCUGGAGCGCGGGGCAGCCAUCUUGACGAGCGACUCCUGGGCCGGCGAGUGGGAGAGCGCCGGCAGCAAGUACCGGGCGAGCGAGCGGGUGCUCUCUGUGGAGCGCCAAGUGAUUCGCGAGAUGGGCCCGCCUGCUGUGUUCUUGAUUAUCGCGUGCAAUGCGGGAUGGCCUUCACGCGCCGACGCUUCGGUCGUGGGCGGCCCGCCGCCCGUGGGCGCCGACCGGGGCGACGAGCACUACCUUGUGGGCGCGGUCUUCGGGAACUGGGCGCUGCGGGCCCGCUCUCUUGCAGCGGCUGGAGGAGACAUUGCGAAUCUCGCCUGGAGUGGGAGCAAGGUGGACAUCCGACAAGUUGGUUUCCAGGCAGGCUAUUACCGUGGGCGCAUGACAAGGACCAACCCGACGGCGACGUUGGCGGUGAGCAUCGUGAAGACGGUUCGGUUGAUCGAGCAGUGCUUGUCCAAAGCGCUGGCGCCUCUGUCCUACGCCACAUUUCCCAUCGGCACUGGCGACGGUGAGGGGUCUCGAACUGGUGUAUUCCAGGUGUUGGGAGUUGAAACUCGAUCUAUCGUUGCGCCCACAAUCGUCGACGCGCAGAGGGAGAGCCUGCUCUGCAAGACCACGGUUCAGGAGAUGUCCAUUUGGGAGGACGUCGCGCGCCACUUGCAGAUCCCAGAGAGGACCAGCCCUUUGCUGCAGAGCACAUGCGAUGCCCACUGCCUGAUUAAUUGUCGCUCGGGCAGCUCGUUCGUGACGUCCCGCUGCAAGCAGCACUGGGUUCAUUUGCUCUCUGCUCGCGCCGUGCCCGAAUGCCCCCGCCUCGUGUCGUCCCUUGGCCAAUGCGCUCCAUCGCCAGCGCUCUUGGGCAUCCUGCGAGACAGCCACAGGGCAGCCGACGAGAUGAGCGAGGCGGACGACGCGUGCUGCUACUUGUGCGAGGAGCCCUUAGAGGGGGAUCAGAACGUGAAGGUCUACUUCGGCGAGCAGUUGCACUCCGAGUGCCUCAACGCCGCGCGCUUCAGUCCGGGGGCGGACAUGGGUCAGCAGGACUUCAAGGGGGACGUCGGCAAGUGGCGCGCCAGGCACCUGGUGCUCGUGGACACCAAGAAGCGUCGCGCGGAGAUCGACGGGCUCAAGAGGAAGGUGAGCUGCAUCAAGUACGAGGGCACGUUCGAGAAGGCAACCUCGGGGAGGGGCGACCUGAUGCUGACUCGCAAGCGCUUCAAGGCCUACAUGGGCUUCUGGGAGCAGAUGUCCGAGGAGGAGUGCGACGCCGAGUUCGACAGCCGCUUCGACAAGGGCCCGAGGCGCGACAGCGACGUCGAGCAGGUGGUCAAGACCAGAGGGAACAGCGUCAACGGCACCUGGAGCGGCAUCCGCAACGAGAACGGCCAGAAGACUGAGGAUGCUGACUCGGAUGGACUUGGCGAUGAAGACGGUCCCCAGCCUGGCCUCCCGCGCAACGCUGCGGACGACGCGUCGAGCGCGUCUGGCCGCGCCGCCGUCAAGAGCCCAGCGAGUCGCCUUGGCACUCCGACCUCGGGUUCUGGAGCGGUUGGCGGGCGCGUUCGUGGAGGCCGCGCUUCCCGUGCUGACCCCCCCAUGGGCGCGCGCGCCAAGCACCUCGAGAAGAAGCAGGAGCUCGUGCCGACCGCGAAGGAGAUGACGAAGCAGUUCCAGGGCAAGUCGACUCCCCCCGUGAAGGUGGGGAAGUUCAAGGCCAAGCACGUGGGCCACCCAGACUUGCCAGCUGACGUCGACGAGGUCAUCGGGAAGCUGACCGAGAAGACGAAGGCCGCCAGGGAGUUCGCCACGCGGGUCGGGAGGGCCAAGGAGGGCACCAUCGACCCCUUGGACGUGGAGCGCAAGACGUUGGCUGAUGACAUCGCCACGGCGAUGGGCGACGGCCGCAGGCUGCUCCAGAGCCUCGAGAUCAUCGACGGCCAGGUGUCCAGGUGGGCUCUUCGCUGGCUGGCAAGACGUUCCCCCGUCCAGAUUGCGAAGCUGGUGGCACUUUCCAUCGCGAAGGUCUGGUCCGCGGCCGUGGAAAAGAUCGACCCCGCCGACCUCGACUCAGUGGCGGAUGCGCCGUGCUCUGCCCCCAAGGUGGCCGCGCUGGGAGACGUCGUCGUGGACGCCGCCUUCGACGAGAGCGCAUUCGACCACAAGAGGUUCUCGGCGUGGUCGAAGCCGCCAGAGUUCUUCAGCGACGCGGCGUCGAGCCUCGAGGGCGACUUGAAGCUCAAGACCAAGCGGCUCACCGAGAAGAUGGCCAUCAACACCGAGUGGCUCGGCGCGCAGUGCAAGCUCGACACCGAUUGGCUCGCUGCGUUCCCGUUGCCAGUGGCGGCGAUCUUCGCCACGCCUGUGUCCCACGAUGUGUUUUUCGUCUUCUGGAGCGCGGAGGCCAUCCUGAAGCAGGGCAUCGCGCUCACCGGCGCCAGGGCGUUCCUGUCGGGCGAGUCCGCGGAUGCCUUCAUCACAGACUCCGAGAACGUUGUCGUGAUCUUCGCGCCCAAGGGGUCGAUGAUCUACGUGCCCUGGGGUUGCCCCCCCCAGCCUGUCUUCUACUUUCCUGGCCAGAAGAACAAGGAGUGCGACGCGUUCCAGCGCAUCCUUCAUAUCCCGAAUAUGGCACAGGAGCACGCCAGUGCCAUGAGCGACGAUUUGCAGAAGGCUGCGAUGCACUUGAACACCUCGUACCUUUCGACGAUGGAGGGCCAGCAGUGGAAGGGCAGGAAGGCCAAGUGGGAGCAGUUCUGGACUGAGGCCGGGGCUGCGCCGCGAAGGUCCAACCUGCUGGCCAUCAGGGGUGAUUGGAAUUUCCAGAUGGGCCCAUCAGAGGAGUCUUCGUCCGGCCUGGGGCGGUAUUCCACGAACGUGCAGAAACAGGCCGGGGCCGAUCUGGAGCACUGGGCAUCGGGCAUGGGAUUCGCGUUUUUUGAUUCUCAUUUCUCUAUGCGCCACAGAGGCACGUGGCGGCACGGCAAGGGUCGCACUUGGCACGAGAUAGAUGGCUUCUUCGCGAAGGAGACGGGCCGCAACGUCCUUGGCGAGACCCGCCAGUUCGCAGCUUUGUUGCGGAUGUCUGGCCAUCGCGCUGAGGCCAGGGGCGACGACAGGGCUGUCAGCGCGGGCCUCAAGCGUGCUCGCGCAACUGGCCAGCGGCGGCCCCCGCCCGCGACGGUCGAGCAGCCGGCGCCCGUCGCGGCCGCGGUUGGGCAGGACAGGUGCGAGCGCGCAGAGGCCGAGAUCGAAGACGCCAUUGGUUUCCGGGGGGAGUGGAGCACCCGGGACGCCGCUGGCGUCGCCCUUCGCACGUGCGAGGAAGCGGAGGAGGUGCUGGCCGAGCUCUCCGCCGCCCGUGGCCGCUCGACCUGUCUUUCGGGCCCCGCGAGGGAGCUGGCGGACCUUGCAGUCCUUUUCAACCUCUUCCAUGCGGAGUCCACGACGACGGCCCGGUCGCGUCGCCACCAGUCGGCGCAGGCCUCCGACACUCUUGUCGGCGUACUUUGGGCGCGGCGCCCGGGCGCGCUCAAGCCGAGUCUCCGGGGCAAUCGGAGGCGGCUGAUCGGCCUUCAGCGCGCGCGGUUCGAACGCAUCCUGUUUGCAGAGGACGCGACCCUCAGGCGCGAGCGGCGGGAGGCUGCUGAUGCCGAGCGCACAGCGGCGCAAGGCCGCGGCGCGGCCCGCGCACGAGCGUUUGCAUUUGUGGAUUGGUGCCCCACGGGCGACCUGGCUAAAGUCAUGCGUGCAUGCUGCAUGAUCAGCAACUCCACCGCCAUCGCAGAGGUCUUCUUGCGUAUCGACCACCAGUUUGAUUUCAUGUUUUCGAAACGCGCGUUCGCGCACUGGUACGUGGGCGAGGGCAUGGAGGAGGGUGAGUUCUCCGAGGCUCGCGAGGAUUUGGCGGCGUUGGAGAAAGACUACGAAGAGGUGGGCAUCGAGACCGCG
Messenger RNA from Prorocentrum cordatum, 8012 nucleotides. The record is from the annotation of a GenBank genome assembly. NCBI's taxonomy places the organism in Eukaryota, Dinophyceae, Prorocentrales, Prorocentraceae.